CAGGGUCUCCUUCCGACUUCUUCGCAUCUACACCGCGAGCUGUUGACCGGAAGCAAGUCCUUUCCUGGCCGCGGAGGGGACCUUCUGCGGAACAGCGUGAGGCUCCUACCACAGCCUCCGCCUGGGCGGCUGCUGGCGCUCCUGCCGCCCCCACCUUCCCCGAGGCCUAGAGGAGCGGAGCUCUAGGCUUGUGUGUGUGCGCGCUCGCGCGGUUGGUGCGGGAAAAUCUGAAGAAGCUGCUGAAUAUUGCUGGCAGUGAUCUGAAGCCCAGCAAAAGCCUGUAAAGCACUUGAGCUUUUCGAAAGAAAAACAGAAUAAACGAAAGAAAAGAAGCGAAGCUCGUUCUCCGAGAGCCCGGGUUUCCAAUAGUGCUGUAUCUUCCUGGAGCUAGGCAGAGGCGUGUUUGGCAGUGGCCACUGCCCGCACCCGGGCUUGGAAAGACGGGUUUUCCCCGUUUCAGGAGGAGGGAGGUGAGGGACUUGCAGGACCUGGUCUAGAAGCCGGCAGAGAGAACUCUGGGGAGGAGAACGGCGCGGCGCGGAGCAGCCACCCUCUGACCAUGCCCCUGUGAGGGGGGCGGACUUCGAGGGCAACUCGUCGCGGACUGCCGGGGCUUAGCCCGCAAACUGCGAGCGGCCAGGGACCCGGAACUGCGCGGCACGGCCCGGCGGGGGGCUAUCGUCUUAUGUCUUCUUGGGGAGCCAGGCCGAUCGGGGUCUCGUUUUUGCAGGAAGAGCCCAGAGCUGGUGCGUUCGGCUGGCUGCUGCCGGCGCUGCUAGUGCUAUUUCCGCCGCCUGUGCAAGGAGCAGAGACCGGUGAGCAAGGAGACCUCCCGGGCAGCGAGACAUCGGUCAUGUGUCAGCACGUCUGGGGCGCACAUCCGUCGAGCCCGAGGGGAAAUUUGCUGGAACAGUUCAAACUGUGAUAUUGAUCUUGGGGGUGACGGUCCCUGGCCGACUAUCCGGUGGAAGUGCGAGUGUGCGCUCGCUAGGAAGUGUGCGUGUGUGCAUGUGUGUGUUCCUUGUGGGGCUCCCCCUUCCCCCCCUGUUUUCACGUCGAGUGAUGCACUUGGAAUGAGAAUCAGAGGAUGGAAAUAGUCUGGGAGGUGCUUUUUCUUCUUCAAGCCAAUUUCAUCGUCUGCAUAUCAGCUCAACAGAAUUCACCAAAAAUCCACGAAGGCUGGUGGGCAUACAAGGAGGUGGUCCAGGGAAGCUUUGUCCCAGUUCCUUCUUUCUGGGGAUUGGUGAACUCAGCUUGGAAUCUUUGUUCUGUGGGGAAACGGCAGUCGCCAGUCAACAUAGAGACUAGUCAUAUGAUCUUUGAUCCCUUUCUGACACCCCUUCGCAUCAACACUGGGGGCAGGAAGGUCAGUGGAACCAUGUACAACACUGGAAGACAUGUGUCCUUGCGUCUGGACAAGGAGCACUUGGUCAACAUAUCAGGAGGGCCAAUGACAUACAGCCAUCGGCUGGAGGAGAUCCGGCUACACUUUGGGAGUGAGGAUAGCCAAGGGUCAGAGCACCUCCUCAAUGGACAAGCCUUCUCUGGGGAGGUGCAGCUCAUCCACUAUAACCACGAGCUAUAUACCAAUGUCACAGAAGCUGCAAAGAGCCCAAAUGGAUUGGUGGUAGUUUCUAUAUUUAUAAAAGUUUCUGAUUCAUCGAACCCAUUUCUUAAUCGAAUGCUCAACAGAGAUACUAUCACAAGAAUAACAUAUAAAAAUGAUGCAUAUUUACUACAAGGACUUAAUAUAGAGGAACUAUAUCCAGAGACCUCUAGUUUCAUUACUUAUGAUGGGUCCAUGACUAUCCCACCCUGCUAUGAGACAGCAAACUGGAUAAUAAUGAACAAACCUGUCUAUAUAACCAGGAUGCAGAUGCAUUCCUUACGCCUGCUCAGCCAGAAUCAACCAUCACAGAUCUUUCUGAGCAUGAGUGACAAUUUCAGGCCUGUCCAGUCACUCAACAACCGUUGCAUCCGCACCAACAUCAACUUCAGUUUACAGGGGAAGGACUGUCCAAACAACCGGGCCCAGAAGCUUCAGUAUAGAGUCAAUGAAUGGCUCCUCAAGUAGGGAACCAAGCCAAGAAGAAUUCCACCUCAGUGAAAUGCUACGACUGUGAAUAGAUGUAACCUAAAAUGUCCCCCUUCUUUCUUCUCUCUCCUCCCCUCCUUCAAGCCUCAUUCACUCUGUGGAUUGGCCCUUCCUUCAUAAAAAGUGUCUGCAAAACCUUGGCAGAGGAGUACAUCUCUUACACACACUCACAAACACACACACACAAGCACACACACAUGCAAAUAUAUCUACAUACAAACACACUCACACAGCACCCAAGAUGGGAAGUCAAGUUUCAGAAACAAAAGGCUCAUUCAUAAAAGGUUUUAGAAGAAAAUAACCAACUAACCAGAUUACAAUUUUGAUACUGUUUUCUGGAACAAAUAAAUCUACCCAAUGAGACUUUUCAGCCUUUGUACAUACAAAAUUCUUCUGAGAGAGAGGAGAAAACACAGCUCUGACAGCAUCAAGUGGACUUUGUUCUUUGCAUCGAGUAAUCUUGUAUAGUGUCCUAAGAUCCUUUAAAGGUGCUGGUAACAGGUGAGCCAGGAUAAAGUUGGCCAAGGACACAUUUAUAGAUUAUCAUUCUUCUGUUUACUCAACAAUUUAAA
This is a messenger RNA of Dama dama (fallow deer), 2667 nucleotides long. It is a transcript of the gene CA10, whose product is annotated as carbonic anhydrase 10. The record is from RefSeq and is a predicted model, not a curated record. Lineage: Eukaryota; Metazoa; Chordata; Mammalia; Artiodactyla; Cervidae. The transcript is spliced from 10 exons. The coding region runs from base 1088 to 2074 and encodes 328 amino acids. Gene Ontology annotation, molecular function: zinc ion binding; carbonate dehydratase activity.